This is a messenger RNA of Leucoraja erinaceus (little skate), 1613 nucleotides long. RefSeq lists its product as uncharacterized. NCBI's taxonomy places the organism in Eukaryota, Metazoa, Chordata, Chondrichthyes, Rajiformes, Rajidae. The record is from RefSeq and is a predicted model, not a curated record. The transcript has 8 exons. The coding region runs from base 63 to 1328 and encodes 421 amino acids.
GGCUAACACAGGCCGGUGCUCCCGGCGGUAACCCCUGGCAACAGCUAACGCCGGCCGCCAGCAUGGCGCACAAGUACGACACGCUCCUCGCCGAGAAAUCCCCUUUGAGCAUAAUGCUUCCUGACAAGAAUCCGCUUCUUCAGCCCUGGUACAAGGAGAGAUUAAAGACCAAGUAUCUAAAGAAGAAUCCGAAACUGCAGUCUGAUGCUUUGAAUGGACAUAGAUGGCGCUUCUUGAAAAAUGGGCUGGAUGAUUUUCGUGAUGGAUUACCACCAUCGUCACAAGAGGAUUUAGCCAUAAUACAGUAUCAGAAAGGUGCCGGCCUUAGUCCCUCACUGGUGAAUGUGGCAGAAACUUUCAAGCCUGCCCAACGUGUAUCAAAAAGGCUCACUAAAUCACAAAUAUGUUAUUCCAAGGCUUUACCAUCACAACAGAUUAGGAGGGAGCAGAUUGAAGAGAUUGAAUAUGGCUUGAGUCAGCAUCCAUUGGCUCUUUAUCCACACCUGGAAGAAGGAGUGCCUCCAGAGCUCUUUGAGACAAUUAUAGAUAUCCUGGACCCUGAGAUGCUCCUGCCCAGUGAGGAGGAUCGGGUAGUUCCCAUGGAACUUGCUGAAAUGGAGAAGCCUCCUAAACCACAGAAGAAGAAGAUGAAGAAGAAGAAGAUGGAAGAAGCAAAAUGUUCAGAAAGCAGUGAAGAAACGGUGCAAAGAAACCCGUACAAAUGGAUUCUAACCAAAGGGGUACAAAAAGAAGACAAGAAAGUCAAACUAAUAAGGGACAUGCCUUCACAGCAAGAUAAAGAAAUAGAACAAGUUACAAAGGCAUUUUGUGACUGGGUUGCUUCUCUGGGUGGCGAAGACAACAACAUAGAAGAAGCAACAGUCAUGAGUCUGUUUGCCAGCAACUAUGAGUCCCAUUCGGCACUUGCAAUACCAAUCCAGGUCUUGGCGCUGGUCGAUAUACCUCCAGAGUUGAGGAAAACUGUUGGAACACCUCCUCCACCACCUUUAAUUAAAAUCAGGAAAACUAUUGGCAAGGAAUUCAUCCACCAAGCUGGGUUUAAAUUUAAAUAUGGAGCAUGGUAUUUGGACCCAAAGAUAUGGGCAAAACGAAGAGCUGAUGAACCUCUGGUGGAUCCUAAUUCUGUGGCCAGCACAGAUAAGUUAUUAUCUGAAGCAGAAAAGGAAAAGAAAAAAGAGUUGAGAAGGCUUCAUGCAAUAUUAUCUUUCAAGAAAUUCAUUGAAACCAAGGGACUUCGAAAACCAGAGUUUAUGAAGAAACUAUUUGACACAGUUGACAAUCAUGGAACGUUCAUUCCCUGGGCCUGACUGAAAGCUGGAAACCCAGGAGCAAGGAUUCUAUUCUUUACUGUACAUGGGGUCAUUGUUAAUUAAAAUGUGAUUUCAUUAUUUUAACUUGACACACUCCCUGUAAUAUUAUGAUUUCAUUUUAAACUUACCCACUAGUUUAUACUCAUGGAACAUUUAAAUUGAAAUAAAGAAAAUUACUUCACUUCAAGAAUUGCCAAGUACUAACAUCAGUUAAGUUUAUAGAAUGGACCUAAGUGAAGGUAAUAAAUGUGAAUUUUCAAAUCUGUUGCUCCAAUUGUUGUG